GGCCGGCAAGCGCCAGGUCAUGAUCCGCCCUUCCUCGAAGGUCAUCGUCAAGUUCCUGCAGGUCAUGCAGCGCCAUGGUACGGCAACCCAUUCUACCCUUUCUCUAGGUGGCCCGAGUCUUGGAAGGUCCUCGCACUCCCUCCUUCGGCAUGAUAACUAGGCGACGGUCUAUGUCUGCCCUACGGCCCCAGCCCUUUAAGUUGCCGAUAAAUCAAACACCAAUGCGAGGAUCUUACACGUUUUCGGAGGCUCCCAAUGACGUCCAAUGUUUACUCCUAUCGCAACACAAGCAAGGGCUGACUGUAGUUUUGGCAGGCUACAUUGGCGAGUUUGAGGAGGUCGACAACCACCGCAGCGGCAAGAUUGUUGUCCAGCUCAACGGCCGGUACGUACAUGGAGGUUUGCAGUCAUGUGUAUGCUGUCGCGCUGACGAGUGUCGUUCAGGCUGAACAAGUGCGGUGUUAUCUCCCCCCGCUACAACGUCCGCCUCUCCGAGCUCGAGAAGUGGGUUGUCAAGCUCCUCCCUGCCCGUCAGUUCGGCUACGUCAUCCUCAC
Molecule: messenger RNA, 555 nt
Organism: Canariomyces notabilis
Lineage: Eukaryota; Fungi; Ascomycota; Sordariomycetes; Sordariales; Chaetomiaceae
Exons: 1
Coding region: 222-449 (75 amino acids)
Biological process (GO): translation
Cellular component (GO): ribosome
Molecular function (GO): structural constituent of ribosome
Source: RefSeq, a predicted model, not a curated record